AUGGUGCGUAAAGACCACUCAAGAGACAACGACAAACUGCCCCUGCCCCGACCAACCGGGGUUGCGUGGCACAGAUCCAGCAGACUCCAUCAGACGCAGACGAUACGGCUAGCCCUGAACUUCCAACGGCAACUCGAGAAUGCCGUGCAGGACGUCGUUCGUCUCGCGGGUCCAACGCCCCCCGUCGACGGGACCGGUGCUGAGAUGCAACAACUCAGCAACGAGCUCACGGACAGCAGCUCAGGCCUCCAUGACUUCUUCUCUGACUUUGCGUCUACAGCUCUCCAUAAUGAGCGAAGGAGCGAUGGCUCUUGUCCCGCCAGGCGAGUCUUCGACCUUCCAGAGGUGCUCGAGCAGAUUCUCGGCUAUCUUGGUACCUUCGAGCUUCUCCGAGCAAUGGAGGUGGACAGAACCAUGUACCAAGCCAUCGAGUCGUCGCCCCUCCUUCAAGAAAGGCUUCGACUGCGACCCUCCUUGAGCGGAUACUGGGAGAACCCUUUUCUCGCGAGUUCGAACCGCCUCCGAGAGAGAGGGCUUGACAGAGGUCGCCCGCUUCCAAGCAGUGGGUUCCCGGGUUUUGCAUGCCGUAUCUAUACUACUGCCGAGGGCACAGGCUUCGCAGGCGUCACGGCCAAGUUCCCUCAUGAAAUCCCGAGGAUAGGCAAACGCUGCCGAGCGAUGCUGGUGUGUCAGCCACCGGUCUACACCAUGGGCGUCUACCCGACGUGCUGCAUGUACAAUCCCUAUGGAUUCGCGCCUCGCGACGGAGAGCGCCCCGAACCAGCGCGCAAGGACUUCGCAGGCGGGAGGUUGAUUCAAGAGGUGGCGGACCCGCCCUUCGAUGUUGUCACUUCCGACCGCGGCGUCACCGUGGGAGACCUCUGCGACAUGGCUGUCAAGACCAGGAAGCUGCACGAGAAAUGUCCCUGGGCCCCGCCCGCAGCUCACACGGACGAAGGCGACGUCUUCGUCAACGCAUCCUUUGGCGGCGCAGUGAAACUGCAGGCGGACGAUCCGGCCGUCAAGUUGAACGACGUCGCUCCUGUGCUGCCUCGUGACUAUGUGGAUCCAUUCUCCUCGACGCGGCCCUUUGGGAUCUUGGAUCGAUACGUUGCGGCGAAGGGACGAGGCAAGCAAGCACCGUGGACCUAUUCAGAAGUGUUGAUAUGA
Zasmidium cellare ATCC 36951 is the source of this 1170-nucleotide messenger RNA. RefSeq lists its product as uncharacterized. The record is from RefSeq and is a predicted model, not a curated record. The transcript has a single exon. Gene Ontology annotation, molecular function: protein binding. Bases 1 to 1170 code for a protein of 389 amino acids. Lineage: Eukaryota; Fungi; Ascomycota; Dothideomycetes; Mycosphaerellales; Mycosphaerellaceae.